Molecule: messenger RNA, 378 nt
Organism: Magallana angulata
Lineage: Eukaryota; Metazoa; Mollusca; Bivalvia; Ostreida; Ostreidae
Exons: 4
Coding region: 55-378 (107 amino acids)
Source: RefSeq, a predicted model, not a curated record
AAAUUCAUAUAGGCAUUUAAGAGAGACACAAGUUGAAGAAGAAAUUUAAUCAAUAUGGAGACCGGAUGCUUUUCAAAAAGUAAAUCUUAUGUAGUUCGAUCAGAUAUCAAAGACCGGGAACACACACCUUGGCAGAAAGUGCUUGCGAUUGUUAUGUUACUUGUGUUUGCUGUUGCCCUGGCUGCUACCCUGACCCUUCUUUUGCCAAAUGACGAAACACCUAAUAAUACCAAAACACCAAGUAUGACAGAAAUCCAAACAACAUCUAAUACUUUUUUAAAACCAAAUCAUACUAUUGAUUCAACGUUAGCCUUGGAAAUGUCUACAACUACAAAUCCAAUAUCUGGUAAGAUUCUAACUAUUGGUAAAUAUGAAUGA